AUGGCUGGCAUGACUACAAUCAAUAGAGACAGCAAUAUUUACUGGUCGAUACUCAGUUCGCUUGACGAGAGCACCAACUGUAGUGACGACGUACCCCUGUACGCAUUGGCAUGCACAUCACUCACUGCAUUGCUUCGCGAUGACAACAUCCAUUUGUUGGAUAAUCUGCUGUCACUGCUCACUCAAUCAUUGGAACACCUUGUCUCCACAAUGAACCAUGACGACCAUUUCGACUUGCAGACGCCAGUUGCGCAGAAGGAGGACGCACGCCACACGCGCAACUACCUCUCUCACCAUUUGGUAGUCUUCACACUCAUCUCAUCGUUGGUGAACAAGUUCCACAGCAAGUCCGAGGCCGUGCAGCAGUUCACCAACAGCUUGGUGGGAGGCUCACUGCUCACCAGCAUGCUGCUCUCACACAACAUCGAGCUCAGACAGUCCCUGAUCAACUCACUUCUCCCAGCCGUUCUCGAGUAUGGCACUCCAACCCUAAUGUUUGGAUCAUUCGUCCCAAUCCUCAUGCAAAUGAUGUCGAUCACUGAUCAUCAGAUCAAGUCCGAUGCCUACAAGAUCCUCACCAAGCAGUACAGCAACUUCUUCACCUCCCCCUGUGACCUCAGAGAGAGCGAGACCUUCUGGAAGUUUGAAAUACUUGGAUUCAUGGACACUGAUCCAUUGAUAAGGAAGCGUGCCAGCUAUCUUUUGAAGAGGAUCAUCAAACAGUCGAUCGAACAACAGGACCAUGAGUCUAAUGUUAAAUGGACUGAGCAUUACAAAUGGUCAAAGGAGGAGAGCGAACAUUGGCAGAGGGAAUGGGACAGGUUCUUCCUGAUCAACGAGACCAUCGAUGAGUUCAACGUUCAUUUGAUCCAGCCAGUAUGGCGCGAGAUAGACCAAUUGGUGCUCUCAACCAAUCGCAUCCACUUUGAUUGGAUCAACAUCCUCUUCCAACGUGUGAUGAACCAUGAGAACCCUGCUGUUGUCAAGGCCCAGGUGCUGGUGAUCCUCAACUCUGAUCAAUACAUCCCAAGACUGCCCAUGCACUUUGUCUUUGGCACUUUGAUCAAGGCUGUGACCAACCCAAUGCUCUACCGUGGAAUUACAGAGGACACGAUCAACCCGGCACUUCAACACUUCUUUGACACCUAUUACAACUCGUUGGACACGCCAUUGCUACAAGGAGAAUGCCUCUCUCAGUUGCUCACUUUCAUCUCAAACCAGGUCCUUUACAGGGACUUCAUUGCCGCCGCCCUUGCCUUCCUUGGCCGCGCUAACCAAGGCAGGAAACAAGAAGAGCUAUGCUUCAUCGAUGACUCCCACGUCGAGAGAAUCCUCACUUUAUUGGAGUCAAGUCGAAGGAUGAAUCACACAUACCGAACAAGGGCAUACAAGUACAUUGUGGAGAUAUUGGUCACAUUGUCAAUUAAGGAUGGUCUGUCAUUCUCGAAUGUCUGCAGACUACUUUAUACCGUGCCCAUCCAGACACACACAGUCGCAGAGUAUUCUGCGUUGAUCAGAGAAUGGCUGCAGCGAACUGGAUUCUCAGAUGCCAACUGGUUGACAAACAACAUCACUCAGGAGAUUGCUGCCAACAAUUCUCUGGUUGGAGAUGGUCUGGUGAGCGAUGGAGACACAUUCGUGCGUAUGAAGACCAAAUGCUACAUGCUCUCCAGACUGGCGAUUUACACAUCAGACAUUGGAUUCAAAUCUAUAGUUGGUGACAUUAUCAGUGGCAUCACAUUGAAUGCUAGUGAGCUCAGCAACACAUGCAUCUACAGCCUUACACUACUCUCGACCAUUCUCUCCAACUCCAUCUCAAACACACAGGCCGCUCAACUACGCGACACACUCUCAACCAACAACUUUGCCACAACAUUCAUUCGUUACUUGAUCAACAAUGAUGUUGUUAGCAACAAUCAACACAUUAUUAACAACAUGGUCAAGCUUGAGUUUGGUGACUCUUUGAUGUCUAUUGUGUCAUUCAUCAUUGGAAUGGUUGAGAAGAAUACUUUGGAUGAGUAUGUGACCAAGUUGAUAACGACAAAGCCAUCAAGGUCAAGAUCAUGGAAGGAUCAGAUUGCAUCAAUCACUCUGUUCCAAUACUUUUAUGGAGUGUUUGGAAGAAGAGUCCAACUGUUUAGUACCGAACAACUCAAACAAUCAAUCACCAUGCUCAUCCCAUUGUCGUUGCAGCGUCCACUAGAGGAUACCUUUGACCAUGGACUCAACGCACAGGAUUGGGGCAACACCCUCGCCUACUUUAUGAAGAUCAAGUGGAAGUGCAUCCGUAACCUACUCACAAUCCUCAGCGACUCCACACCCAAUGGAUUGAUGUUGCUGGCCGAUAACUCAAAGGAGAUGAUGGAGGACAUCAUUGAUGCUGUCAGUGGAGCCAACAGAUAUAGCAUCAAACCUAUCAUGAACUGUGCUCAACUGUUACUUCCAUUCGCCAUCGAUCAGGAGACUGGAGACUACGACGUUGACACAAUCGAGCGAAUCGUAUCAUCAGCGUACGCAUCGGCCAACGACACUUUAUUCACAUCGAUGACGGCAUUCGUUCAAUUGGCAUUCUGUCCAGCACUGUUGGCACAUAUGCCCAGCGACAUGGACGGACACAACCAUCACACCGUACUCCAGAAGUACUUUAGACAGGUGUUGACACUAUCCGACACGAUGGUCGGACUGAUGAACCUCUUGGUGAUGAAGUGCACGCCCGUAUGGAUCGAGCGACCCGACAUUGCACUGCUCUACAUCGAUGAGAUCUAUCUCUCAUUGAUCUUUGGACCAAUUCGCAAGGAAGACGACUGGGAUCAAUCAAACGACAUCUCUCCACAGUUCUAUGAUCCAAUCAUUGGAUUCUCGACGUUUGCAUUCGAUAUGGGCGUGGACGCAGCAUUGGAGAAUGAUGUUGAUGAGCAACAGUAUGGAGUUGGAAGCAUUCCUUUGAAGGAUGCAUUUGGACGUGCAGUGUUGGCAACAUUUAUCAAGAAGAUGGGAGUGUUGGCAACUUCCACUGGCAAUUAUGAAUUCGUCAAUCGUAUCUCUGAGUAUAUGAUCGAUAUCAAUCUCACCAAAGAGUUCACCAAGAAGACUGAACAUCUCAUCAAUACUCAACCACACAGAAAGAGAAUCAGGAUAUGGCAAGCAUUAUGUUUGUUGGCCAAUCAUGUAACACCAGAGGAUGAUGACAAGUUGAAGGUACUCGGCAAGAAGUUAUUGGACAUCAUGCUCGUCUACAACCUACCAUCCACAAGAAGAUAUAUCAAUAUCUUCAUCAUCAACAUGGUAUCCAGAUUCCAAUCACUUGUGGCCACACACUUUAUCCCACUACUUGACUCUAUCAAUGCUAGAGGUGAUAUCGUAACAUCAAUCAUUGUAACAGUUGGCAACAUAUUGUUGAGCAUCCAGAACAAGGAGCAGGUCAAGAUAAUCUUCAACAAGAUAUUGGCAUUCUGUAACUCUCAUCACUUGUCCGUGCGUAACGCUGCGAUUGGCGUUGUGAUGAAGAUGAUCGAGACCAACAAGUUAGAGGACAAGCUUGACAAUGGCAUGCUAGAGUAUCUUAAGCAGAUGGAAUGGUACAUCAGGACCAACAUCCAGACCUCCAAGGGACUGGAGCGUCUAACAGCUCAUCUCUCCAUCCGUACCGCCAAGGGAGAGGGCUGCGUAGACGAAUUGGUCAGCGCCACAGAUUACCAAAACCUCUACUACGACAUCCCAAUCAUUGACAAGUUGGCCACCAGCGAGAUCUGUGCACCUGGAGUGUUUGAGUUCCUUGUUGAUGAGGUGAUUCUCAAGUCACCAUUGACCUUCCAACUCAGACAAUACUUGUUUGAGAAGUCCAAGUUGGUUCUUGAUAUGGACAACACACCUGCCGCCGCCACCACGCCACCAACAACUGAUCAACAACAGGACAUGGCUGUGGACAAUGACGUGGCAGCAGAGGAUGACAUCACUGCUGGUGCUACAAUCACAAAGGCUAUUGAUCCCGAUGCAUACAUUGAGAUGGUUGCCGAUGGUCAGGUGACAGGAUAUCAAAAGAAGAUACUGCCUUGGAAUGAGAUUGAUGAUGAGUCGAGAUACAACAUCAUGGCGAGAGAGAGACAGAGGAUCAUCGUCGUGGCCACCUUUGUCGACAAGAUACCCAACUUGGCCGGUCUAGCACGUACAUCAGAGAUCUUCAACGUGGAGUCAUUGGUCGUGUCGAGGAAGGCCGUCAUGAACGAUCCUAUGUUCCAACAAAUAUCGGUGUCUGCCGAGCGGUGGCUGCCAACUAUCGAGGUCGAGGAGAAGAACUUGACCACCUAUCUGCUCGCCAAGAAGGCAGAGGGCUACACGUUGUUGGGACUCGAGCAGACAUCGACCAGCUCAAAGCUUGAGGAGUACAAGUUCCCUGAGAAGACCGUCAUACUGCUGGGCAAGGAGAAGGAGGGUAUCCCUACUGAGUACAUCAACCUUCUCGACAGGUGCAUAGAGAUACCACAGUUUGGAAUCAUCCGAUCACUCAAUGUCCAUGUUAGUGGAUCAAUCCUAAUGUGGGAGUACACCAAACAGAAGCUGAAUAGUAACAAGUAA
Molecule: messenger RNA, 4575 nt
Organism: Acytostelium subglobosum LB1
Lineage: Eukaryota; Evosea; Eumycetozoa; Acytosteliales; Acytosteliaceae
Exons: 8
Coding region: 1-4575 (1524 amino acids)
Biological process (GO): tRNA methylation
Molecular function (GO): tRNA (guanine) methyltransferase activity; RNA binding
Source: RefSeq, a predicted model, not a curated record